Messenger RNA from Lutzomyia longipalpis, 958 nucleotides. It is a transcript of the gene viaf, whose product is annotated as viral IAP-associated factor homolog. The transcript is spliced from 2 exons. The record is from RefSeq and is a predicted model, not a curated record. Lineage: Eukaryota; Metazoa; Arthropoda; Insecta; Diptera; Psychodidae. The coding region runs from base 188 to 889 and encodes 233 amino acids. Gene Ontology annotation, biological process: protein folding. Gene Ontology annotation, cellular component: cytoplasm.
UUCUUCUUCUUGUUCUCUUUGACGUCUGACGUCGGGGUGUUUUUGCACCUGGAUUUUUUUCUGCGCCUUCUGUGACUCAUUUUUCUGGAAUUUUGCGCUAUUUUGGUAUUUUCAUUGAAAAAAGUAUUAUUUUUGUACUUAAAUCCUCUCAAUCCCAGUGAAAUUAUUUGUAAUUCCCACAGACAAAAUGCUGGAUCCAAAUGAGGACACCGAGUGGAAUGAUAUUCUACGAUCCAAGGGUAUCCUUCCGCCCAAGGAGAAGGAAGCAGAAAUCACAGAGGACACCAUUGUGUCAAUGCUGGAGCAGACAAUUGAGCAAAAAGCUGGGAAUUCUGGCAAGAAACUCGAUGAGAUGAAUCUCGAUGAGUUGGAUGAGCUUGAAGAUUCCGAAGAUGAGGCUGUCCUCGAGGAAUUUCGUCGAAAGCGCAUAGCUGAGAUUAAGGAGUUCGCCUCGAGGGCUAAAUACGGAUCAGUUCGAGAAAUCUCUGGGCAGGACUACGUGGAUGAGGUGACAAAGGCCGGGGAGGGUGUAAAUGUUGUGCUGCAUCUCUACAAAGCUGGAAUCCCUCAUUGUUCUCUCAUAAAUGAAUAUAUGACUCAGCUAGCGGCAAAAUUUCCCACAACAAAGUUCCUCCGGGCUGUCUUCUCAACGUGCAUCCCCAAUUUCCCUGAGAAAAAUCUCCCCAGUGUCUUUUGCUACUUUGAGGGGGCAAUCAGGAAACAAUUUCUCGGCUCCCAGGAGUUGCGUGGGAUGAAUCUGACGCUGGAGGAAUUUGAAUAUCUUCUGGGACAAGUUGGUUCCAUUCCCACGGAUAUCACGGAAGAUCCACAUCGUGCAAUUAAAGAUAAAAUGUUCAGUGAUCUUGCGAAUGAUCACAAUGACUGGUAAAGCUCUACAAGACAUGCCCGGAAAGCCCAAAAAUAACUCAAUAAAGCGAAAACAAGCGUUUUUAAAGAA